Messenger RNA from Closterium sp. Yama58-4, 2700 nucleotides. Lineage: Eukaryota; Viridiplantae; Streptophyta; Zygnematophyceae; Desmidiales; Closteriaceae. The record is from the annotation of a GenBank genome assembly.
AUGGAUCCAGGCGUUUUGGAUGACAUCGAUGCGAUGGUGAAGGAUGAGGAGCGAGUGGUCACGGCAAAAUUCCUCUCACGCACCCUCUCCCUGCCUCUGCGCCAAGCGAAAAGUGUGUUACAGGGUUACUGGGAGCAGCACAAGGAGGAGGUGACAGCUGUCUGGGUGGUUUCGGGAUGGAUUGGUAACGGGGAUGGAGGGAAAGCAGCAUCAGAAGCAACGCCAGCAGCAGCAGCAGCAGCAGCAGCAGGAGGAGCAGCAGGAGGAGCGGCAGUCACAGCAGCAGGAGCAGGAACAGAGUCGGCAGGAGAGCAGCAGGCAGUCAAGGAGUUUCUCAUGCGGCUAGUGCCCUCUGCUCACCUCGCUGAAGCACAAGAGGCAAUGGGGGGAGCCUCGGCCCACAUCUACAGUGUGCAGCGGCUGUUACCACGUGAUCUGGCUGUUCUCUGUGCUGCGGAUGGGGCCAUGGGCAACGGUGCUAGGGAGAGCAGCCUAAGUGUCGUCCAGCCACCACCCAUCUGCCUGGAAACGCUUUCCAAGCGGCCCCACCCAUCCGCACACAUCACAGCUGCCUCCCCCAUGCACUCCCAUUCCCCUGCUGCUAAUCCUGCUGCUGCUGGGGCUCCUGGUGCCGAUAGAAAAGGGCAGCACGGGCAGCAAGGUGAGCAUUCAAGAGGAGAGGCGGAAAGCAAGCAGGAGACGGAAGGAAGCAAGCAGCCGGUGCAGCAAUCGAGGCAAACGAAGCCGGCAGAGCCCGUGGGGGCAGUGAAGCAAGGCCAGCGAGGCCAGCAAGGGGGUGUGGGGCGAGGGGAGUCAGAAAAUGCAGAUGUGAAGAGAUCGAAGGAUAGUGGGGAUGGACCACUAGUACCCGCUGCUGCCACUGUUAGUGGUGCUGCUGCCGGUGCUGCUGGUGCUGUUGGUGGUGCUGGUGCUGGUGGUGCUGGUAAGCGAGAGGAUAAAGGGGCAAAAAAGGGGAAUGCAGAGAAGGUGGAAACGGAUGUGAGGGGGCAUGGGACGAAUGAGGGGGAUGCUGGGGUGGAUGGAAGCUGUUUUAGAGGGGAUGGCAGUGCGGGUGGUGCUGAUGCUGCGAGGGAGGGGAAGGAGGGAGUAGGAGAGGUGGCAGCAGAGGGAGGGGAUGGAGAUGAGAGAAAGGAGCGAGAAGCACGUGUGAAAGAGGAGGCUCGAACCAGCCAAGAGGAUGGGGAGCAGAGAGGGAAACGGGGUGCUGCUGAGCAAGCUGAUGAGCAAAACAAAGGGCAUAGUGACAAGGAACUGAAAGGAAGAGGGCAGAAGAGAGUGAAGGGGGAGGAUGCUUCUAUCGAGACGCGUGGGGAUGGGCUUGAUAGCGGGUACAAGGAGGAGGGGAAGGGGGAGAGUGGGAAGAAGGUGAAGGUUGAGCAAGGAUCUAGAGAGGACGCAGCUUUUGGUGCUGAGGAUAUCAAGCUGAUGACUAAGGGGAGGAGAGGAGAUGAGGAGAGGGGCGGAGGGGAGUUGGAAGGUAGAGACGAGGAAGCGGAAGGAGGAGGAGGGCGGGUAGAAGAGAAAGAGUCUGUUUUAGCUGAGGUUGGUGGAGGGAAAGAGGAUGAGCUUAAAGGGGGGAUGACUACGGAGGAAGGGAAGGAAGAGAAGGGGGUGAAUGUGAAACGUGAGCAUGAAGCAGCAGAGGGAGGGGCCUUUGGGUCGGAAUCGAUUCGGCUGAUGAAGAAAGGGCGGAAAGGACAUGCAAAGGCGAAUGAGGAGAAAGAGGAGAAAAAGGAGGACAAGGAAAAAGAGGGCAAAAUGGUGGAAGAGGUGAAAGAGGAGGAGGAGAUAGCAGAGGUGGAGUUUGCUGUGAGGCUCACGCCGAAAGCGGCUGGUGCAAUUAAGGGGAGGGGCGGGAGGGAGAGACGGACGGUGUGGAAGACUGAUAUCGACGACAGAGGAAGAGAAGUCACACGGCAGGUGGAAGUGGACGAGUUUGGGAACGAAGUGGUGGCAGCAGCUGUGGGCAAUGCAGGAGAGGGGGAAGGAAAACGGGAAGAGGACAUAGAUAGGGAUGGAGCGAUGGGGGAAGGCGAGCCUUGCAGCACACCAGAGGAGCGCGAUGCGCCGAAGCAGAGCACAAGACACUCAGCCAAGGCUUCUGCUGCAAGCACGAAAGGAGGGAAGGGGCAGGGGAAGGGAGCAGAGAAGGGAGGGGGGCAGGGGAAGGGAGCAGCUGCUGCUGCUGGGGCAGGGAAAGGGACAGCAAAGGGUGGUGGGAAGGCUGCUGGGAAAGGGGGUCCUAAGAAGGGGCAGGGAAGCAUCAUACUGGCGGGGGGCAUGCCGGGAAGCGACGUGCGCGGAUGGAUUCUCUCCCCCAUGCACAUGGCGGCGGCGCAUGGACUGGGGGGUGCCAAGUCAUGUGUUGACGUGCAUGUGGGCACGAUAGGCCCAGGGAAGGUGCGAGGCAACCACCGCCACCACACCAAGAGCGAGUCUUUCCUCAUCUGGGGGGCGAACGCUCGCAUCCGGAUUGAAAAUCCGUCAAUGCCGGCCGGAUAUGCCGAGGUCAUGCUGGAUGCUGCUGACGUGGCAGUCUUCACAGGUCCAGCUGGCAGGGCACACGCGCUGGAGAAUGUGGACAAGCAAGGUCGUACGCUCAUUUUGUCUGCAUGUGCGGAUACAGAGUGGGACCCCGCCCAUCCCGACACGGACUAUCACAUCUGGAAGGACAUGUGA